GUCCUAAAAAUGUCGCCUGCCGCCUGUUCGCCUUUGAAAAUCGGCCAAAAAAACAACACCACUCGACAAAACGGAACGACAGGGAAUAUUCUUCUGAAACAAGCAAAUUACCGGUAUAUAAGACGGCGACAAUCGGACUGCGCCUACCAUUUGUUAUUCAGUUCAGACCGAGUUCGAGAUGAAGUCGACAACAGCAAUUGUAUUGGCCGUGUGCUUCACGUGCUCGUUAGCAGACGCCGACAAAAAUUGGAUGUCAGUGGACGAGAACACUUUACCGGAAGCGUUACCGGAACUGAUGCGCAACCGUUACGACGACGAACAAAUCCGGAAAGCCGUCACCGAAGCUCUGGAAAACCAAUACAAAGUAGUGUCCGAGUACAACGGCCGCGUAUACGAUCCAGCUUCACCCUACGGAUACUUCCGGGACGAAGUGGCCGUACCCAACACCCGAGCUUCGUCACCCGAGUCCGACAUGAUUUUCGAAGCUAACACCGUCAAGGGCUUGAGCAAUCACCGAAAUCGUACGAUCGCCGUCAGAUGGGCUGAAGAUCAGGUCUACCAAGAAGUCAACUGGAACAACUUACAGAUCAAUGGCCGUUACAAGUACUUGACACGAUCUCGUUUCGAAAACGGCAAAUACCAAAUUUCCAUCGACGGUGUCAAGUAUCGAAUUUACUCGCCACUGUCGGCCAAUACCGAAUUGUAUCCGCUUUCUGCACCGAGAUCAGCAAUUUCUUAUGACAAGAUCAGAGCUUCGUUCUCCGGUGGACACCAAGACGUCUUCAAUGUAAAAGAUUCUCCAAACGUGCGAUAUUUCAUAGAAGACGUGGUUUUCCAGAAAAUCGCCGACCAGGUGUUGCGAGACAUGCAAAGCAACGUGACGGCGGCCGUCCGAACUGCGGUGCAGCCGUACAUCAAUUUCAAAAACUACUCGGACCCACAUUUUCCGGAAGCCACCGGACGGCUGAAAAACGGUGCAAACUUUCACAUUUCCAACGCUUUCGCCAGCGGCCUGAACAACACCGUGCAGAAAUUGCAAACACUGCGGGUGGACACGAACGACAACACGGUGACGGCCCAGACGUUUGUCUCGGUUCACGGUCUGGCCGGCACGUUUGACCUGACCGUCGAAGAAGAAGAAGGUCCGCGACGGAGACACCGAUCCGGAGCCGGGUUCACCUUGGACCGGAUGGAGCUGGUCGCCGAGCACGACCUGGUCAGGCCGGACACGGACUGUCGGACCCAAGUGAAGAUCCACCAGCCAAAAGUGCACUCGUCGUAUCAGCCAGGGAACGCCCAGGAAAACGCACAAGCCGAUCAACGGAUGGCCGACGCUUUUGCCGCACAAAUCGAACGACACGUUUCCCGAGGGUUUUGCAAAUUCAUCGUCGGUUACACAAAACGACUUGCCGCGAACAACCCUUAAGUACAACAAUGUCGGCUCGAGCGCGCAGUCAGCACGACAAGAGCUGUAGAUGUAGUUUUUUUGCUUAUAUUCAUAUAUAUUCAUAUAUAUGUCUAAAACU
Molecule: messenger RNA, 1526 nt
Organism: Adelges cooleyi (spruce gall adelgid)
Lineage: Eukaryota; Metazoa; Arthropoda; Insecta; Hemiptera; Adelgidae
Exons: 5
Coding region: 179-1426 (415 amino acids)
Source: RefSeq, a predicted model, not a curated record